This is a messenger RNA of Mauremys reevesii (Reeves's turtle), 2108 nucleotides long. RefSeq names its product sushi domain containing 4 (gene SUSD4). The transcript is spliced from 9 exons. Bases 234 to 1706 code for a protein of 490 amino acids. Gene Ontology annotation, biological process: negative regulation of complement activation, classical pathway; negative regulation of complement activation, alternative pathway. The record is from RefSeq and is a predicted model, not a curated record. NCBI's taxonomy places the organism in Eukaryota, Metazoa, Chordata, Testudines, Geoemydidae.
GGUGGGAUGAGCGCGAGCGGCGGCGCGCGCUGCGUGUGUGGCUCAGCCCUUCCCCUCCAGCGGGCGGGGGAGCUGCCGCGGCUCACGGAGGAGGCAGCAGCGGUAGCGGCAGCAGCGGCGGGUCGUGCCCAGCUGGGGGCUCGCCGCGGGAGGCAGGCAGGCAGGCAAGGAGGCUCCAUGCAGGCGGGCAGCCCUCGGAUUAUUGUAAACCAGAUGCCCUUUGUGGAUAAAAGAUGUAUCAUGGAAUGAACCCGAGCAGCGGGGAUCCAUUCCUAGAGAAGCAGCAGCAGCAGUCCCCAGCCCCCCGGAGACUCUUCGUGGUGGUCUUGUGGCUUCAGCUGGCGCUGUGCUUCGGCCCUGCACAGAUCACAGGCGGAUUUGAUGACCCCCAUGCUUGUGUUGAUCCUGGAGUCCCUGAACAUGGAUACAAGACACCAAGUGCAGGUGUUUUCUUUGAAAGUGCUGUAGUCCGGCUUCACUGUCAAGAAGGAUACAGGCUUAAGGGUCCUUCGAAAAAGAUUUGUGUGAGACAUUUUAAUGGCUCCUUGAGCUGGAAACCACGCGAUAAACCUGUGUGCCUACAAGAAGUCACAGAUUGCCUUGCUCCACAUGUUGAAGAUGCAGAGGUUCAUAACAAGACAUACAGGACUGGAGAUAAGUUAAUAAUCAGUUGUCAUGAAGGAUUCCAAAUCCGUUACCCUGACUUAGACAACAUGGUUUCAAUAUGUCAAGAUGAUGGAAUGUGGGAUAAUCUGCCCAUUUGUCAAGGUUGCCUGAGGCCAUUGCUUCUUCCUCAUAGUUACAUUAACAUAUCUGAGUUCGAGUCCUCCUUCCCAGUAGGAACAGUGGUAUAUUAUCAGUGCUUUCCUGGAUAUAAACUAAAGGGGACAAAGUUCCUUGAGUGCAUGUAUAACCUUAUCUGGUCACAUAGCUCACCUAGGUGCCUUGAUGUGGAAGUUUGUCCACUACCUCCAAUGGUGAUUCAUGGAGAUUAUAUUUGCCAUCCGCGGCCUUGUGAGCGUUAUAACCAUGGAACUGUGGUUGAAUUCUAUUGUGAUCCUGGUUACACCCUUACCAAUGACUACAAAUACAUCACCUGCCAAAAAGGAGAAUGGUUUCCCUCAGCUCAAGUAUACUGUGUCAAAACAGAGCAAACUUGGCCAAAUACACAGGAAACCCUCCUGACUACGUGGAAAAUAGUGGCAUUUACUGCCACCAGUGUUCUACUGGUACUUCUAUUGGUUAUUCUAGCCAGGAUGUUCCAGACCAAAUUUAAGACACAUUUUCUUCCAAGAGGUGCCCAGGAGAGUUCCACCAGCGACCCCGACUUCGUGGUAGUGGAUGGUGUUCCUGUCAUGCUGCCUUCCUAUGAUGAAGCUGUGAGCAGUGGUUUGAAUGCCUUGGCACCAGGAUACUCAUCUCCUGCAGGCCAGGGGCAUGUUUUGCAGACAGAAGAUCAGAACCCUCCAGCUUAUCCCGGCCCAGGAGAUACAGACACAUUACCUGCUGAAUUUGAGAGCUGUGAUAGCAUAUCAGGCUCCUCUGAACUUCUCCAAAGUUUAUAUUCAUCUUCUGUGUGCCAAAUGGGCGUGCAUCCUAUUUCAGAUAGAACUGAGGUGAUCAAUAGCACCACUGGGGAGGCUGCAUCCACAAGCCCAAGUAUCGAUAUUGCAGAUGAAAUUCCAUUGAUGGAAGAAGACCCUUAACCAGCACAAAAUUUGUUCAUUAUAUGAUCGCACUAGGCAAAAUGAAUCAUGCACAUAUAUAUACAUACAGAUAGAGAGAUAAAAAGACUAUUUAAAGAUUUUUCCUAUUUUUUGAUCUUCCGUGUGAUGUCACCAGAUUGUGUGCACAUCUUAAUCAACUGUGUGGUUAGCAGCAUCAGCAAUUGAACAGCAGGUUUGUGAAAUGAAUCCUGGGGAUUUGAUGAGACCAUUUGUAAAAAAAAGAACUGUGAAUUCUUGGAACUGAAAUUAACGUAUCUCUGCAUCGCGGGAAGUCGGAUGAUUCUGUAGAAACACUGUUGAAUUUUGAUACAAGUAUAACUGCCUCAUGAAAGCAUGUCAGAUUGUGUAGAUUUGCUUAUAAAGGCUGCUCUAUACUAUCUA